This is a messenger RNA of Musa acuminata subsp. malaccensis (wild Malaysian banana), 777 nucleotides long. Lineage: Eukaryota; Viridiplantae; Streptophyta; Magnoliopsida; Zingiberales; Musaceae. The record is from RefSeq and is a predicted model, not a curated record.
UCAACAUAAAUUAAGCGGUUUCGUCUUGCUUUUGUCCGCUUUCUAGGGUUAGGGUUUCGGCAGCCAUGGCGACGGAGCAGCAGAAGCAGGGAGGAGCAGGAGGCGCGAAGAGGAAGCCGGUGUUCACGAAGGUGGAUCAGCUGAAGCCCGGAACCAGCGGCCACACCCUCACGGCCAAGGUGCUCACCUCCGAGACCGUCCUUCACAAGGGCCGCACCGGUGCCGCCGCCGUCCACCUCCACCCGACCACGAUCGCAGAGUGCCUCAUUGGCGACGAGACGGGCACCAUUCUCUUCACCGCCCGCAACGAACAGGUUGAUUUGAUGAAACCGGGCACCACAGUCACCCUCCGCAAUGCAAAGAUUGAUAUGUUCAAGGGGUCAAUGAGACUGGCCGUCGACAAGUGGGGGCGCAUCGAGGUCACCGGGCCUGCUAAUUUCACGGUAAAAGAGGACAACAACUUAUCCCUCAUCGAGUACGAGCUGGUGAAUGUGGCGGACGAGUGACGGGUGCACCCCUAGCAGAUGGUCGGUCACAUUUGACCGACCGGAGUCACCGGUUCUACGUCGUCAUCCGGUGAUAGAUUUGAGUGUGCAGGGAGGAGGGUAUGGAGGCAAGUAGUUUGAGGGAGGUAGUCAGGCCAUGUAAACCUUGUAAUCUGUCAGGGCUAAGCUUUAAGAUUUUCGCUGGAUAUUAUUGUCUGAGGCACAGAUUUCGAACUCAGAAAAGUGAUUGACACUUUCACAUCUUAUAUACAGAUACUUCAAAUUAAUUUCU